AUGCGGACGUCCUCCUCCUCGUCUCCGAGGAAGAGGAAACACCUCUCGCCUCUCGACCCUAUCGAAGAAACAAGACUGCCUCCGUUCGACAAUAGUCUCGGCCUGUCGUUUCACUUGCGCGAUGAUCGCCGCGUCGACGCUGUCUUCCAGCGACGCCUCUCGCCGUUGGAGGCUCGAUCGUCGUGGUAUCAUCCGGAUGCUGAGAACUCGACCACGACGACGACGACGACAACAACGACGAGGAGGAGGAGAAGGAGAAACGGAGACGGAUCGGUGGAGACUCGUUACGAGAGCAGGGCCGACCGGUCGAAAAAGUAUUUGGCGACAAUGGUCGUGUUCCUCGGAUUGUUGUGCGGACAUUGGUGCUCCGGCGGAGCGGAGGCACUCGCCGGCAACCAGAAGUACAGCACGAGAACGAUCAGGACCAGGUACGGGACGUUGCGCGGCGUCGAAGACCGAUCGUCCACCUCCGUGGAAACUUAUUACGGCGUGCCGUACGCUACGCCGCCGAUUGGAUCGCUGCGAUACAUGCCGCCGGUCACGCCGACACCAUGGCGUGGCAUCAAGCUGGCCGACACCAUGCCACCCGCCUGCCCCCAGAAGCCACCGGAGCCAGACUCGAGCCAGCCACGCUCGAAACGCGCUCAUCUCAAGAGGCUAGCGCCGUUGUUGGCCAACCAGAGCGAAGACUGUCUAUACCUGAAUCUCUACGUACCCAAACGUCCUCACGGUGAGUGAGUCCCUUUUUUUUCUUCUCUCUGAUUUUCCUCUCGCUCUUUUUCGAAUUUUGCUGCUAAUUUUUGCUGCCAAUUGUCUUUUCAAGUUGAUUUAUUGACGAGUCGAAACAUUUAGACUCGACACGCUGGCCAACAGGCGACCAACAAAAUCGUAUCGAUUUUUAACCUCUUGCGCUGGCAACUGGUUCGCGGACCAUAACGAGCGACCAAACCUUAUACAAUAAUUCGUCGCUUUCUUUUUGAAUUCUAGAUAGAAAUUAAGAACUGAUAAAUUUGUUGUUUGUUUUGCCUGGAUUAUAUUUAAGUGUACUUAAAACUGAGGAAAUAUUGCAAUUUUGGGACAAAAAAUUCUCAACAAAAUUAACCUCUUGCGCCGGCAACUGGUUCGCGGACCAUAACGAGUGACCGAACCUUAUACAAUAAUUCGUCGCUUUCUUUUUGAAUUCUAGAUAGAAAUUAAGAACUGAUAAAUUUGUUGUUUGUUUUGCCUGGAUUAUAUUUAAAUGUAUUUAAAACUGAGGAAAUAUUGCAAUUUUGGGACAGAAAAUUCUCGAUAAAAUUAACUUCUUGUGCCGGCAACUGGUUCGCGGACCAUAACGAGCGACUAAACCUUAUACAAUAAUUCGUCGCUUUUUUUUUGAAUUCUAGAUAGAAAUUAAGAACUGAUAAAUUUGUUGUUUGUUUUGCCUGGAUUAUAUUUAAGUGUACUUAAAACUGAGGAAAUAUUGCAAUUUUGGGACAGAAAAUUCUCGACAAAAUUAACCCCUUGCGCCGGCAACUGGUUCGCGGACCAUAACGAGCAACUAAACCUUAUACAAUAAUUCGUCGCUUUUUUUUUGAAUUCUGGAAAUUACUAAGAAGUGAUGAAUUUGUUGUUGCAAAUUGCGUUUAAUAGAUUAAAAUGAGAUAGCCUGUAUACAGAUCGUGAGUGAAACCGAGACUUUUCGUGGAAAUUUUAACGCAUUCGGUGCCACGUGCACCAAAUUUUUCGACUGAGAUUUAAAGCCAUUAAGAAACGUAUUGCAAUAAAAUGAUUGUCGUUGUCGUCGUUACGCGUUCACAAAUGUUAAAAAAGUUUUACACAUUUUUAUAAUUAUCUUACUGCGUUUACUCGAAACCAGCUUGAGUAAAUAAAAUUUUUGUUAUAAUUUUAGAAUUCCUUUGGCAUAUGCCAUGAUUUUGGAACAGUUUAUUCAGAAUUAUUCACUUGAAAUUAAUGGUGGACUUGAUUAA
Heterotrigona itama is the source of this 1970-nucleotide messenger RNA. The record is from the annotation of a GenBank genome assembly. Lineage: Eukaryota; Metazoa; Arthropoda; Insecta; Hymenoptera; Apidae.